AUGGCUGGACUAAAGCCCACAGAUGUACCUCCCACAGUUGCUGUCAAGGUCCUAGGGGCUGGCACUGCUGCCUGCUUUGCUGACCUCCUCACCUUCCCGUUGGACACGGCCAAAGUUCGCCUCCAGAUCCAAGGAGAAUCCCAGACAGAGCAGGCAAUUCAGAAGGUGCAAUACCGGGGAGUGCUGGGUACCAUCUGGACCAUGGUGAAGACUGAGGGCCCCACCAGCCUCUACAAUGGCCUAGUGGCUGGGCUGCACCGCCAAAUGAGCUUUGCCUCCAUCCGAAUUGGCCUCUAUGACUCCGUCAAGCAGUUUUACACCCCCAAGGGAGCAGAAAACUCCAGCAUCAUGAUUCGGAUCCUGGCAGGAUGCACAACAGGAGCCAUGGCCGUGACCUGUGCUCAACCCACAGAUGUGGUGAAGGUGCGUUUCCAGGCCAGUGUUCGACUGGGACCAGGAAGCAGCAGACAGUAUAGUGGGACAAUGGAUGCCUACAGGACAAUUGCCAAGGAGGAAGGGAUCAGGGGCCUAUGGAAAGGAACUUUGCCCAACAUCACCAGAAAUGCCAUUGUCAAUUGCGCUGAGAUGGUGACAUAUGACAUGAUAAAGGAGGCGCUGAUAGACCACCGUCUGAUGACGGACAACUUCCCUUGCCACUUUGUCUCAGCCUUUGCAGCCGGCUUCUGUGCCACAGUUGUGGCGUCCCCUGUGGAUGUUGUGAAGACCCGAUAUAUCAAUUCCCCUCCUGGCCGCUACAGUAGCACCAUGGACUGUAUGCUGAAGACUCUGAGGCAGGAAGGUCCUACAGCCUUCUACAAGGGAUUCACUCCCUCCUUUCUUCGUUUGGGAUCCUGGAAUGUGAUGAUGUUUGUGACUUAUGAACAGUUGAAACGGGCCCUGAUGAAACUCCAGAUGUCCUGGGAAUCUUCAUUUUAA
Messenger RNA from Trichosurus vulpecula (common brushtail), 936 nucleotides. RefSeq names its product uncoupling protein 3 (gene UCP3). Gene Ontology annotation, molecular function: oxidative phosphorylation uncoupler activity. Lineage: Eukaryota; Metazoa; Chordata; Mammalia; Diprotodontia; Phalangeridae. Gene Ontology annotation, cellular component: mitochondrial membrane. Gene Ontology annotation, biological process: mitochondrial transmembrane transport; response to cold; adaptive thermogenesis. The transcript has 6 exons. The record is from RefSeq and is a predicted model, not a curated record. The coding region runs from base 1 to 936 and encodes 311 amino acids.